Mandrillus leucophaeus (drill) is the source of this 1385-nucleotide messenger RNA. RefSeq names its product protein phosphatase 1, regulatory (inhibitor) subunit 11 (gene PPP1R11). Bases 329 to 709 code for a protein of 126 amino acids. Gene Ontology annotation, molecular function: protein serine/threonine phosphatase inhibitor activity; protein phosphatase 1 binding. Lineage: Eukaryota; Metazoa; Chordata; Mammalia; Primates; Cercopithecidae. Gene Ontology annotation, cellular component: nucleus. The transcript is spliced from 3 exons. The record is from RefSeq and is a predicted model, not a curated record.
UUUCUUUCAGCGCCUGCGCGCCGUCACGUUACGGCGGAACUAAUCCAGCGACGCCUGCGCUUUGACGAAUUUGGUGCCGCGGAAGGGAAAAAGGGGGACAGCAGCGUGCGUCACACCCGGAAGCGGAGAGCCGGAAGUGGGGUUGGCCAGGUUAUCCCCAGGGGUGGAGAAACGGAGGCCCAGGAGGAGGGGGGAAAAAAGAAGGUGGAGGAUUCUGGCUACCACUCUGAAUCCGAUACCGCUUCUCUUAGACCUCAGAGACAGAAAAAGGGAAGGGUGUCUCAUCCCAUCCUCUUUCCUCCUCUCCUCCCUCUCCUGAGCCUUAGCCAUGGCCGAGGCAGGGGCUGGGCUGAGCGAGACCGUCACUGAGACAACGGUUACCGUGACAACCGAGCCCGAGAACCGGAGCCUUACCAUCAAACUUCGGAAACGGAAGCCAGAGAAAAAGGUGGAAUGGACAAGUGACACCGUGGACAAUGAACACAUGGGCCGCCGCUCAUCAAAAUGCUGCUGUAUUUAUGAGAAACCUCGGGCGUUUGGUGAGAGCUCCACGGAAAGUGAUGAGGAGGAAGAAGAGGGCUGUGGUCAUACACACUGUGUACGUGGUCAUCGCAAAGGACGGCGUCGUGCAACCCUAGGACCGACCCCCACCACCCCUCCCCAGCCUCCUGACCCUUCCCAGCCCCCACCAGGGCCAAUGCAGCACUAAAUUCCUCUCUCCUCCACCAUUCCUGUGUCUGUCUGGCCCUGAAUGUAUUCAUGUGGCUACUUCUCCAGCCCCCUCCUUCCCUCUCUUCUGCCUGAUAGAGGAAAGAGGAAGAGGAGGGUGAACAGAGAUCCUGGAAUUAUGACUUGCUGCUAUUCCAACCCAGCCUCCUGGGUUCCCCCAGUCCUCAUUUUUCCUCCCAAUACCCACCCUUCUCUCUCAAGGGAUCUAGUCAGCUUGGUCCCAGUCUCUUCCUUUUGUUCUCACUGCCAAACUGCCUGUCCUGGGAUCUAGUUAUCUUGGCCCUGCACGCUACAUGAGUAGCAAACACUUAAAUUGGGUUUUCAACAGUCCCAGCUUUCACUGCCAGGGUCCCAGUCAGAUUCCAGGAAUUUACACCCUAGCUUUGCUUGCUAAUCCUGGUUUAGAGCUAUCCUACUAAAAUCUUUAAUCCUAAAUCUUAGUCCUUGACUGUGAGAUAUGAGGUCUUACAGGAGACCUCAGGGCUCCCAGCCCUUCUUCUCCUGCUAACCCUCCUCACGCCCUGAAGAGGAGUUGGAAGAGAGGUCCUUGUCAUUCUCACCUCUUAUGGAAAAUAGAACAGGAAAUAAUCAUAUCCUUUCUUCCCACCCUUCUCCUGUGAUUUAGGAUUUCUGACAAAGAUGGCUGAGAUUGGUCA